AUGCGCCCCUCACUGUUUUUGAGGCGCACGAGCGCGCCCUUGAGUCGACUCACAGGCGUUGCACAGGGAUCGCGCAGACAUCGCACACGCAUCGCACAGGAACCGCACAGGGAUCAGUCGAGAAGGGAGCGGCUGCUAAAAAAGUCGCACGAGCGGUUGCUGCGAUGGCGCGGCGACGGCGCGCGGCGGGCGCGCGGGGAGGGGCAGCGACGCGCGGGGCAGGGAGGGGGUUCCCCUCUCUCGCGCGCGCUGCUGCUGCCUUUCGCCGCCAUGUCACAUCUCGCCGCGCUACGCUCCAAUUUUCCCCACCCCUCCCACAGCCUUACCUCGCUUCCGCAAGCCGCGGCCGUUCCUAGCACCCUUCUCUUCCCACUCCCUCCUCCGCCCCGCGGCGUGCGUUAUAUCGCGUACGCCGCCAUGACUGCGCGAUCGAAACUCGGCGCGCUGUGCCGUCCACUACUGGCAAGCGCGUCGCCUCGUCUGCUGCCCACAAGUGCCGCCGGGGCGCCGACUCUUAGCGGCGCCGUUGUAGGCGCGGUUAUGGCGGGGAUAGGCGGCACACCCCAACAGCAGCGAAGGGGUCUGGCGGCCGGACCAUCUAGAAUCAACCUAGCAGCCGCGCCUUCCGCCGUUGCGCGGGCCGCUGAACCGUCCAACUUCAACGUGCUGGAAGGGGCGGCGGAGAGCAGCGGCCGCGUGUUCAUCACCGCGUACGACGAAAAGGGCUUCACAGUGGGCGGCAGGGACGUGGACUCGUCCAUCCUCUGUGUGGGUGACGUGGCACUCUGCUGGUCGCCCUCAUGCCUCGCUGACGUCACCCCCGACAGCUGUCACCUCACAGCUGUCACCGCAGAGCUGUCACUGCUGCUGGUGCUGGCCAAUCUUCCAUUCCAUGGCACUCCUUCUUCCCUUCAUACGUUUGCUGCACUCAUGACGUCUCGGCGCAUAACAGCCUGUCACAAUGUGUUUUUGGCUCUCACCCCCUCGUCUCACUCGUCUCCAUCCGUCCCUCCCUGCCACCACCUCUAUCGCACCACUUUCUCACCACUUUCUCACCUCUUUCUCACCAUGACUUUUGAGUCGACUCAAAAGUCUCCCCAUUUUCCUGUGGCUUAUCUCUGGGUUCCGCCAUUUCUUCCCAAUUUCCCACCCAGGCUUGCACCUGGCUCUCUUUCAGCUCAUUCACCCGCACCCAGUGCUACUGUGAAUGCUCAUGCUACUGUGAAUGCUCAUGCUGCUGUGAAUGCUCUUGCUACUGUGAAUGCUCUUGCUACUGUGAAUGCUCUUGCUACUGUGAAUGCUCUUGCUACUGUGAAUGCUCAUGCUACUGUGAAUGCUCAUGCUACUGUGAAUGCUCAUGCUGCUGUGAAUGCUCUUGCUACUGUGAAUGCUCUUGCUACUGUGAAUGCUCUUGCUACUGUGAAUGCUCUUGCUACUGUGAAUGCUCAUGCUACUGUGAAUGCUCUUGCUACUGUGAAUGCUCAUGCUGCUGUGAAUGCUCUUGCUACUGUGAAUGCUCUUGCUACUGUGAAUGCUCUUGCUACUGUGAAUGCUCUUGCUACUGUGAAUGCUCAUGCUACUGUGAAUGCUCUUGCUGCUGUGAAUGCUCUUGCUGCUGUGAAUGCUCUUGCUGCUGUGAAUGCUCUUGCUGCUGUGAAUGCUCAUGCUGCUGUGAAUGCUCAUGCUACUGUGAAUGCUCUUGCUGCUGUGAAUGCUCAUGCUGCUGUGAAUGCUCAUGCUGCUGUGAAUGCUCUUGCUGCUGUGAAUGCUCAUGCUGCUGUGAAUGCUCUUGCUGCUGUGAAUGCUCUUGCUACUGUGAAUGCUCUUGCUGCUGUGAAUGCUCUUGCUACUGUGAAUGCUCAUGCUGCUGUGAAUGCUCUUGCUACUGUGACUGCUCAUGCUGCUGUGAAUGCUCUUGCUACUGUGAAUGCUCUGUGCUACUGUGAAUGCUCUCGUCUUCCCCACCCGCCUACUGCUUCCCACUACCACCCGUCUUGCACAGAGCUACUCCUGCUGGGCACGGGGCAGCGCAUGCAGGCAGUGUCGGGGCAGCUGAGGGAGUUUGUGAGGGCGUGUGGUAUGAAGCUGGAAGUGCUCUCCACUGUGAGUGCAGUGAGCCCCGUCAGUACUGUACUCCCUCCUAUUUGCGCCCCUCAAAGCACCAUGUCCUCCCACCCCCAUCAUUUCCUGCACCAUGCCAUUCUCCCCAUCAUUUCCUGCACCAUGCCAUUCUCCCCAUCAUUUCCUGCACCAUGCCAUUCUCCCCAUCAUUUCCUGCACCAUGCCAUUCUCCCCAUCAUUUCCUGCACCAUGCCAUUCUCCCCAUCAUUUCCUGCACCAUGCCAUUCCCCCCAUCAUUUCCUGCACCAUGCCAUUCUCCCCAUCAUUUCCUUCCUCGCGUGUGCCCCCCCGUCCCCACCUCCCACACACCCCACCAGCAGCACGCCAUAUCGACGCUCGACGCAACCAGCGGCUCGCACCUCUAUCAACAAAGAGGGCCAUCCAUGCCAUUCCCGCACCUUAAUCUCCUUCCGUCCUCCUAUCCCACCUUCUCCCUCCUCCUCCCCCAACCAGCAGCACGCCAUAGCGAUGCUAAACGUGCCCAAUGAUGCUGCCAUAUCCACACCUCUACCCCUCCCCGUUCAUGUCUCCCCUGCCCAUGCUAUGUCCACACUCCUACCCUUUUCCUUCCUCCUAUCCCCCGUUCAUGUCCCCCCUACUUAUGGAAUAUCCACACCUCUAUCUCUUUCCUUCCUCCUGUCCCUCCCGCUAUUCCUUGCCCCCACCCCGCACCAGCGCCACGCCAUAGCGACACUCAACUGCCACGCCAUAUCCAUGCUCAACGUGCUCAACAAGGAGGGCCAUGCCACAGCCACACCAUCUCUUUACUUCCUCUUGUCCCCACUUACCCCCCCACCAGCGCCACGCCAUUGCAACGCUCAAUGUGCUCAACGAGGAGGGCAGAUCCGUUGCUGCCGCGCUGCUGCUGCCCUCCGCCUGACCUCACGCCCUCGUCUCCUCACUGGCUCCAUCUCCUCAGCACCCACACCCUAA
Molecule: messenger RNA, 3054 nt
Organism: Closterium sp. Naga37s-1
Lineage: Eukaryota; Viridiplantae; Streptophyta; Zygnematophyceae; Desmidiales; Closteriaceae
Source: the annotation of a GenBank genome assembly